Molecule: messenger RNA, 1980 nt
Organism: Hydatigera taeniaeformis
Lineage: Eukaryota; Metazoa; Platyhelminthes; Cestoda; Cyclophyllidea; Taeniidae
Source: the annotation of a GenBank genome assembly
AUGUCGGGUGGGCCAAGUCGAAGCAGCAUCUACAUCUCCAGUCUCUACUUCACGAUGAGCAGUCUAACCUCCGUCGGCUUUGGCAACGUCUCACCCAAUACGAGCAAUGAAAAGAUCUUCUCCAUUGUCUCAAUGCUGGUGGGCGCUCUCAUGCACGCAGCGGUGUUUGGGAACGUGACAACAAUCAUCCAGCGAAUGUACACACGACGAUCGGCCUACCAGACAAAGAACCAGGACCUGAAAGACUUCACCAGGGCGCAUCAUCUGCCAAAGCAACUUCGACAGCGAAUGUUGGAAUUCUAUCAAGCCAUGUGGUCCAUCAACCGAGGAAUCGACAAGCAAACUAUAAUGCAGGCCUUUCCCGAGGAGAUGCGUGGAGACAUAGCAUUGCAUAUAAACAGAGAGAUGCUUUCGCUGCCUAUCUUCAAGUCAGCUAGCAUCGGCUGCCAGAAGAGCAUCGCCCAACUCAUUGGUACACGCUUUGCCACACCUGGCGAAUACUUAGUGCAUCGCGGUGAUGCCAUUCGCAACCUCUACUUCGUUUGCAGUGGCUCUCUAGAGAUUCUUGAUGAAGAAGGCUCGGUGGUUGCAUUACUUGGAAAAUGUGACCGUUUCGGUACGGACAUAGACGAGCGACCGUUCAUUGGCCUCUCGGCGUUCGAUGUGAAAGCACUCACGUACUGCGAGUUGCAGUACAUUUUGCUCGAUGCAUCGCUUUUCAACGUCCUCGAUCUCUAUCCCAAUUACUCCAAGGAAUUCUCAGCUGCCUUGCACGAUGAACUCUCCUUCAACAUUAAGGAGGGCUAUGAUCCAUUCGCCAAAGACGAUAUCGAGACUCUAGCAGCGAUAACAAAGCAUUCUCCAUCUCCGCCUCAAAGUCCAUCCACUACACCGCAGUGCUUUUCUGGAACCAAUGCUGACCACAGACUUAGCAACAGCAGUACCAACAGUUUGCAUCGUGCAUUAGAAGAGGGCGAUCUCAGCGCUUCACCAGGUCUUCGAGGCUCUCAGGAGCACCUGCUUGGAAGCGCUCGACAGAGUCGAUGGUACCUUGCCGCCUUGCCAACGGACAGCGAGGCUACGGUGGAUAAACUUGGGGGAGAAAAUUUGUCUACGACAGCGGCGGUAAAAGCUAAUGAGGGUGAAGAGUCCUUGACCUCAAAGGUCAAGAGGAGUCUCUUAUUCUCGUGUCGAGGAGGUCGGGUUAUACGUCAACAUACAAACCUCUCAAUGGACUCGUUUAUGCCGUCAAGUGAGGAGCGGGAGGCGGCUAAAUCCACACGACGUAUCUGCUCCAUUGAACGUGUCAAUGAAGCUCGGAAUUGUUUGUUUGAUAGCUUUUUAACCGAAAAUUCCCAAGCUGAAGUACCACCUCCCACGCCGAAUGGAACCCCUCCCACAUGCGAGCCCACAGCUGAUGCACUAUCAAACAACAAUGGGGAGCAAAAAGAGCUGAAAGUGCUUCUUUUCAAGUUGAUUCACGAUGUUCAGGAAAUGCGAAUCGACCUACAGUCGCUGGCGACUGAAGUAAGCACUCUUCGGCAACAACAGCGGCGAAGGGAACAGUUAGUUCAACCUUUACGGACACCCGCAUCGGAGCCGGAUCUCUCGCCUCAACACAACACACGGAAGGGAAGCAUCAUGAAGAACUCACCAACACCAACGUCAACUCACACAGUGGAUCACUACUCUGGCUCUUCAUCGUCUUCCGAAGGCUUGAGUCAUCACGGGAGUCAAACGGCUACCGCUUCUGCGUCCGCUGUUUCGGCUAACUCUAGAGGCAACGUGUUUUUCUCCUCCGUCUCGCCCCCUUCUCGCUGUGUAAAAUUCAAUUUGCCAGAGAAGCCAAGGAGGAUUCACAAAGAGAGACACUCACACAAGUCGGAGAGGCGGUGGAACACCGGGGAGGUCUCCCUCGAUCCAUGUGACGUUUCCGCUACCGUCUGCACUGCCUCUGCGUCGGAUGAGUGUAGAAAGUAG